ACGUGCUACCAUGUGCUCCGAAGGAGCGGUCUCAGCGGCCCAUUUUGGCCGCGGAAACAGGAAUGUUGUUGAAGACAGCCAGGAUUACCAAGUGAUGCUGCCCCAACUGCCGAAAGGUCGGAUUGUUUUUAAUACUGUUUUUUUGCAUGGCGAUAUCCGUGCUCGGCCGUACAGAGUUGAGGACUACCGUGACGCCCUGGACAGCUUGAAAGUGCUCCCCGAGGUUGUCGCCUUGGGAGCUUACCAAAUGAACCACGUGUGGGCCGUAACAAUGAAAAGCUCGGAAGCCGUCAACAAACUGCUAACAGCUGCAACAAUUACUGUCAAGGGCCGGCGAUGCCUGGUGGUUGAUCCCAACAACCAAGACCUACGUGUUAAGAUGCACUGGGUCCUCCAUAACGUCAGCGAUGAAGAUGUACGCGAGGCCUUAGCGCCGUACGGCGAAGUUACGGAAGUUUCACGAGAGCGCUGGCGCGCACAGGGCGUGACAGACAAGGGCUCCACUACGCGUCUGGUGAAUCUCAAGUUGAAGCCUGGUGUUAAAAGUGAUGAUAUCCCGCACCAGCUGCGUGUCGCCGGAGAGCCUGCUUUAUUAGUGGUGCCUGGAAGGCCACCGCUUUGUUUGCGCUGCCACGGAAAAGGUCACGUUCGCAGAGAGUGCCGGGUGCCACGAUGCUCGCGCUGCAAACGUUUCGGUCAUGACGAAAGUCAGUGUGCGCCUACAUACGCGAACGUCACAGGGCCCAUAAGGAGUAUUGACUCUUCUGAGCUCGUCAUGGACGAGGCAGAAGCUGAGGAAACGGCGACAGUACAACACGCCCACUGCAAGAAAGGCAGCCUGACUUGUCAAUGGACGCGCUGCACCGGUCGAAAAAAGCCAAGGAAGGCUCAGCAACAUCGACGGAUCCCGACGCGCCGAGCGCAAUGGAGACCGACGUGA
Dermacentor albipictus is the source of this 940-nucleotide messenger RNA. The record is from RefSeq and is a predicted model, not a curated record. Lineage: Eukaryota; Metazoa; Arthropoda; Arachnida; Ixodida; Ixodidae.